Molecule: messenger RNA, 624 nt
Organism: Oppiella nova
Lineage: Eukaryota; Metazoa; Arthropoda; Arachnida; Sarcoptiformes; Oppiidae
Source: the annotation of a GenBank genome assembly
GUAUAAUUCUGAACUGUUUUAAAUAAUUAUUACAAUUAAUACAUAUAAUUAGUUUGUUAUUAGAAAACUAUUUUAACAAUUUAAAUAACAUUAUUAUUAACUUAAUUGUGAAAUAUGUCUCGAUUUGAUUGUGUGGAUAGUGUAGAGCCCAUUGAGUUCUUUGCCUUACAGAGGGCUUAUAGGGCCGACAAUAAUCACAAUAAAGUGGACCUUAUUAUUGGCACCUAUCGAUCGGACGAAGGAAAGCCAUGGCUAUUACCAGUGGUGCACAAAGUGGAGCAAACAUUGGCCAAUACUGAUGGCUAUAAUCACGAAUAUCUGGGACAAUUGGGUGACAAUCGAUUCUCCGAGUCUGUCACUAAACUACUCUUAGGAAACCAAUGCAAAGCCAUCGCUGAGAAUAGAACAUUUGGAGUGCAAACCCUAUCGGGAACGGGAGCUCUAAGGGUUGGCGCAGAUUUUUUGCGACAUAAUUGUGGAUUUAAAACAAUCUAUCUAACUUCACCCUGCUAUCCAAACCAUAGGCUGAUACUCACGAGGGCUGGCUUUGAGGAUAUCCGCACCUAUAGGUAUUGGGACAGUCGUGAGCGUCAGUUGGACUUCGACGGCCUCAUUGAGGACUUA